Lepus europaeus (European hare) is the source of this 3088-nucleotide messenger RNA. It is a transcript of the gene MYCL, whose product is annotated as MYCL proto-oncogene, bHLH transcription factor. The record is from RefSeq and is a predicted model, not a curated record. Lineage: Eukaryota; Metazoa; Chordata; Mammalia; Lagomorpha; Leporidae. Gene Ontology annotation, biological process: regulation of transcription by RNA polymerase II. Gene Ontology annotation, molecular function: RNA polymerase II cis-regulatory region sequence-specific DNA binding; protein dimerization activity; DNA-binding transcription factor activity, RNA polymerase II-specific. The coding region runs from base 1 to 1188 and encodes 395 amino acids. The transcript is spliced from 3 exons.
AUGUGCGUGUGUGCGGGCUGCCGGGCUGCCCCGAGCCGGCGGGGAGCCGGUCCGCUCCAGGUGGCGGGCGGCGGGAGCGAGGGAGCGGACAUGGACUUCGACUCGUACCAGCACUAUUUCUACGACUACGACUGCGGGGAGGAUUUCCACCCCUCCACUGCGCCCAGCGAGGACAUCUGGAAGAAAUUCGAGCUGGUGCCGUCGCCCCCCACGUCGCCGCCCUGGGGCUCCGGUCCGGGCGCCGGGGACCCAGCCUCUGGGAUCGGUCCCCCAGAGACGUGGCCCGGAGGGGGAGCCGGGGACGAGGCGGAAUCCCGGGGCCACUCGAAAGCUUGGGGCAGGAACUACGCCUCCAUCAUCCGCCGCGACUGCAUGUGGAGCGGCUUCUCGGCCCGGGAGCGUCUGGAGAGAGUGGUGACCGACCGGCUCGCCCCCGGCGCGCCCCGGGGGAACCCGCCCAAGGCGCCCGCCGCCCCGGACUGCACGCCCAGUCUCGAAGCCGGCAACCCGCAGCCCGCCGCCCCUUGUCAGCUGGGCGAGCCCAAGACCCAGGCCUGCUCGGGGUCUGAGAGCCCCAGUGACUCGGAGGGAGAAGAAAUCGACGUGGUGACAGUGGAGAAGAGGCAGUCUCUGGGUAUCCGGAAGCCGGUCACCAUCACCGUGCGAGCGGACCUCCUGGACCCCUGCAUGAAACACUUCCACAUCUCCAUCCACCAGCAGCAGCACAACUAUGCUGCCCGCUUCCCUCCCGAAAGCUGCUCCCAAGAAGGGGCCCCGGAGGGGGCACCCCCAGAAGAAGCUCUGGACAGAGACGCUCCGGAGGAAAAGGAAGACGAGGAAGAGGACGACGAGAUGGUGAGCUCCCCGCCUGCAGAAAGCCAGGCUUCCCAGUCCUGCCACCCCAAACCCAUCAGUUCCGAUUCGGAGGACGUGACCAAGAGGAAGAACCACAACUUCCUGGAGCGCAAACGAAGGAAUGACCUCCGAUCGCGGUUCUUGGCCUUGCGGGACCAGGUGCCCACCCUGGCCAGCUGCUCCAAGGCGCCCAAGGUAGUGAUCCUCAGCAAGGCCUUGGAAUACUUGCAAGCCCUGGUGGGGGCCGAAAAGAGGAUGGCUACGGAGAAGAGGCAGCUCCGAUGCCGGCAGCAGCAACUGCAGAGAAGAAUCGCGUACCUCAGCGGCUACUAACUGACCAAAACCAGCCCGACUGGUCUUGUCCUACAAAGACACAAGCUUAUUUUUUAACCUCCUUCUCUCCCCUUUAAUAAUUUGCACAUUUGGGUUCUGGUGGGACCGGCAGAACAGUGGCUCCCAGAAUGCAUUGCAGCCGGCGCACACACAAUAGGGGCUUGCAUUCUUGGAAACCUCCAAGCCCAGCUCUCCCCCGACUCUGAGGGAGUGCUGUGUCUUCUCUGGCGCCCCCCGGUUUCUCCACAUGCGGCUGACCGAGGAGCCUUGGGGUCUGCCUAGCUCACUAGCUCAGAAGAAAAAGGCUGACAGAUGCUAUGCAACAGGUGGCCGACGUUGUCGGGGGGCUCGGGCUGGCAUGAAAUCUCACACUCCGCCUGAGCUUUAGCUGGGAAAGGAUGCUCCCGCUGGUGUCUCUGGGGGUGAUGCAAGGACAGCUGGGCCUGGACGCUCUCCCUGAGGCUCUUUUUUCCGGGAGACACUCGAGCUGUCUUGGGUGAAGACAAGCUCGCAAACUGGAUCAACAUGGACCAUUACCUCACUGUCAGACACUUUACAGUAGCUGAGGAGUGGAAACCUUUAAUUUAUGUAUCACCGUGUCACACGACACCCCUCCUCCCACCCUCAGGGCUGCGACCCCGAGAGCACUGGCAGAGUUCUGCUUCUAGAGUCUUUAUGGGGGGGAGGGGGACCUUUCUGUCCUCCAAGGGACUUUUUUUGGUUUCUUUCUGUCUUCGUUAUGCAACGGCCUCUCCGGCACCCUUUCCCAUAGGUCAAAAAUAUUUCGCCAAGACACAGGGAAAUAAGACCUAGCCUGGGGUGGGGCCUGGGGAGAGCUUGGAGUCCUGGCUUAGGAUCCUGUUCCCUGACCAGGUGUUUUCCAAGGGGCACUUGAAGCCCACCUGGGAAUCUUUUCUCCAUGCAGAUGUAAGGCACCUCUGAAGGGAGAACUCCACCACUUCCUCUUUCCCUGCCUCUCAUCUUAAUCCUUGACGGAUAAGUUCGAAGUUCUAGUGGAACUGUGCAAACCGGUCCACAUGCAACUUUAAGGAGUUUGCUGGCUCUGCAGCCACCAGCUUGGGUCCCUGCCAGCCUGCCAUGAGUCAGAUCCCUUUCCCAGGGUCUGGGCCUAACUGAAGUUCUGGGGGGGAGCUGCUGGGUCUCCUCCAGGACCCCAGAAGGUAGACUUGCUUCCCUGUGUGUUUUAAAGGAGCUUCUAGGCAUUCUGCUUAGCCGACCAUGAUGGGUUUUGCCCCAGCUGGACUCUGUAGCUCCAAGUCAAAUCCAAGUGCAGCCUCCAAUUUGGGAAAGCCACCAACUCAGCAGGUGACAUGUGGACAACCUCAGGAACCCCUAAGCCUGACAUGGAAGAAGGAGCAGCCCCUCCAGACCUCUGCCCUGGACAGCAGGUGCCUACUGGCUCUGGGUUUGGAAGUGGGGGAGGGGAGGUGGUAGGCACUGCUCUGACUCUACAAAACCAGCUGCUACUUCCAAACCUACUGGUCAGCAUGGUCUCUUUCUGAGGCUGUGUGCUGGCCUUGGAGAAACCCAGGGGAGUUUUGGAAACAGCCCCUCUACCUUCUAGAGCAUGACUUUCAGGAGCCAACUGACUUCUGGAACUCUCUUUGGAGGACAGCUGGGGUGUAGGUGACUGAUGUCUCAACUGAAUAGCUUGUGUUUUAUAAGCUGCUGUUGGGUGUUAUGCUGGGGGGAGUAUUUUUUUUAUACUGUAUUUUUGUAUGCCUUUUGCAAAGUGGUGUAAACUGUUUUUGUACAAGAAAAAAAAAAAAACUCUUGGGCAAUUCUCCUGUUGCAAGGAUCUGAUUUAUAUUGAAAGGCAAGUUUAACUGAAAUUUUGUAUUUAGUUGUGGUUAUUGAUUGCCUGAUUUUAAAAUGUUGC